This is a messenger RNA of Owenia fusiformis, 730 nucleotides long. NCBI's taxonomy places the organism in Eukaryota, Metazoa, Annelida, Polychaeta, Sabellida, Oweniidae. The record is from the annotation of a GenBank genome assembly.
GCGUAAUCUGGUAGCUUUGCUGACAAGUUCUCUAAUUAUCUGUAAAUUGUUUUUGUUUUGUAUUGUAGCGGGACGUGUCAGCAGAUCUUUACAAAAGCAACAUGACAAAUCAGUUUAAUGGAUCAUGGAAACUGGAUAGAAGUGAAAACUUUGACGCGUUCCUCGCAGCAAAUGGAGCACCAUGGUUUGCAAGAAAGAUGGCUGCAAUGGCUAGCCCUGUAACAACAAUAGUCCAAGAUGGUGAUAAAUUUGAAAUAACGAUUGUGACAACUAUGUGGAGUCAGACAGAUACUUUCACUGUUGGUGAACCAUAUGAAAAGGAACAUCAUAAAAGUGGGAAAAAACAAAAGUGCCUUGCCAGCUGGGAAGGGGAUACCUUGGUGCUGAAGAUGGAUACAGUGGGAGAUGAGAGUGAUUCACAGCUAAUUUCAAGACGUAUUGAAAAUGAUGAAAUGAUACAGGAGAUGACAAUGGUUGCCAAGGGAGUAACAUGUACCAGGAUAUUCAAGAAGCAAAGCUAAUGAAAAGGGGAAUAUAAAUGGAAUAAUACAGCAUGCAAAAUGCACAGAAUACAAGAAAACAUAAGUUACAUGGAUAACAAAUUGGAAUUAUGAAAAACAAUACUGAAUAAAAAGAGGAUAUCCUAUGAUUUAUUGUGAUAUGAUUUUUAUCCACUAAUGGAUAUAAUAUUGGUAUCUGCAUGACCAAGUGCAUUUUAAGAAACAAUACU